AGAGGGAGCGGGGCGAAUGACGUUUAAUAUCCGUUAAAGCAAGACUAUUAGAGUAUUUAAUUUAGUUAUUUAUAAUUUAGUCAAUGAUAACAUAUCUCUCAGUUCAAAUCUGCUAACAAUAAUGAAUUUAUUCUCUGCAUUUCUCUUGCAAUGAAAGUAUCAUUGUAUUUUUUUUCAACAUCAGAAGAGAGAAAACUUUAAACUUCGCCUGAUUUUACUCCAAAAAGUUAAGAAGCUUGUUAUUGUCUCUCAUUUUCUUUCAGCUUCUACCUUACUUUGAUCCAACCUCUCUCAAAGUCUAUACAAUUACAGACAGAAAGAAAAAAGUGGUCGUCAAAAAGAUGAGUUAUAGCGCUUGCAGGCAGAAGAACCUGAGCGUCAUGAGGCUUUUGCAGCCCGUUUUCUUCUUGGUGUUGCUCCAGCUGGGAUCAGCGGAAGCACGGAAAGGAUGGAGGGGCGGACGUGGGAGCAGCAGCCAGCCACGCCGGGCACAGCAGCCUCUUUCCAACCGGGACAGGGGAGACGCCGGGGUAGAGGAAAGUUUCUCUUUGGAUUUCACGCCCGUCGAAGGCAACAUGGAUAAUUUUAUGACCCAGGUAAAAAAUCUGGCACAGUCUCUUUAUCCCUGUUCUGCUCAAAAACUGGACGAUGACAUGAAGCUUCAUUUCUUGGAAAACACAUCAGUUACCUGUAAUGACGGGACGCCAGCUGGGUACUACAUGAAGGAAUCCAAAGGCAGCAAAAGGUGGCUGAUUUUCUUAGAAGGUGGUUGGUACUGCUUUAGCAAAGAGAAUUGUGACAGCCGGUAUGACACCAUGAAGAGGCUGAUGAGCUCAGCUGAAUGGUCCCACACGAAAACAGGAACAGGCAUUCUGUCCCCUCAACCAGAAGAAAACCCUCACUGGUGGAAUGCCAAUAUGGUGUUCAUCCCUUACUGUUCAAGUGAUGUUUGGAGUGGAGCCUCAUCCAAGUCGGAUAAAAGUGAUUAUGCUUUUAUGGGAGCUCUCAUCAUUAAGGAGGUGGUAAAAGAACUGCUGAUGAAGGGACUUGACAAUGCCAAGGUGGUUUUGCUGGCUGGCAGCAGUGCGGGUGGGACAGGAGUGUUGCUUAACGUGGACAGAGUAGCUGAGCAGCUUGACGAAAUGGGCCAUCAUGGGAUACAAGUUCGAGGCCUCUCUGACUCAGGCUGGUUUCUAGACAAUAAACAGUACCGGCGGACAGACUGCAUUGAUACUAUCAGCUGUGCUCCAACAGAGGCCAUCAAGAAAGGCAUAAAGUACUGGAAUGGUGUAGUACCUGAACGCUGUAAGCAGCUCUUCAAAGAUGGAGAAGAAUGGAAUUGCUUCUUUGGUUACAAAAUCUAUUCAACUUUAAAAAGUCCAGUAUUUGUUGUCCAGUGGUUGUUUGAUGAAGCUCAGUUGACUGUGGACAACAUUCACUUAACAGGACAACCAGUCCAGGAGGGCCAGUGGAUUUACAUUCAGAAUCUUGGUAGAGAGCUACGGAAUACACUCAAGGACGUCCCGGCAAUGUUUGCUCCAGCUUGUUUAUCGCAUGAAGUCAUCACCAGAAGUUACUGGAUGGACAUUCAAGUCAAAGGCACCUCUUUACCCCGAGCGCUACACUGCUGGGACCGUAGUCUUCAUGAAAAUAGUAAGAACAACAAGAACCCACCCAAGGGCUGCCCCGUUCACCUCAUUGACAGCUGUCCUUGGCCGCACUGCAACCCCACCUGUCCCACUAUACGGGACCAGUUUACAGGCCAGGAGAUGAACGUAAUCCAGUUCCUGAUGCACAUGGGCUUUGACGUGCAGAAGAUGGCCAGGCAACAAGGCAUGGAACCUAGCAAACUCCUUGGAAUGCUAAGUAGUGGCAGCUAAACACAAGUGUCAAACUAGAAUAAUGGGGCUCAUUUCAGGAAGAUAGAAAGGUGGGCUUAGCAAGACACCACUCAACUGUCCCUAGCCCCAUGGCAGGGCCAUAUUGCAGCCCCCCAUAGCUAAAAUUGAGUCAUCUCCUAAAGAUUUCAAGCUUUAUUCUGCACAUAACAAGCAAGCCACCAUUUCUGUUUUGCUUCAAAAAAGAAGAUCAUUACUUCAAGUGGAAUCCAGUUUAAGACACUGAUUAUAUACCUUUCUUGUAAGAAAAAUAGUUUUAACCACAAAUAUGUUAAUUAAAAAAGAUUUAAACUAAUUAUUAUAAUAGUAAUAUAAAAACAUGGGACUCCUGAAACAAGUUGACUGGUCAGAAAUUUGUUCUUCAGACCUCAAUUUUCAUUAAAAAAAAGACUCAAAACCAUGGUGGGAAAAGCACUGGAUUGUCCGUCCAAUCGCAGCUGAAGGAAGGACUGGAUUUUUCGCAGGGUUCUGGCUCUUUUCAAAGUGGACACCAAUGUAGACACAGUGGACUUUAAUUUUCUUUAAAAAAAAUGUACUCGAUACAAUUUUUUAUGAAAUGACUUCAUAAAAAGCAGGAAAAGUUAUUACUAAUUCUAUUUUAUUUGGUAACAUAUUUUUUUAACAGAAAACUCAAGCUAGUUUGGCUGUAUUACAAAUAUUUAUUUUAUUAUGUAAAUCAUAUUUAUAAGUGCUAUUAAGGCUCAGAAGUGAUUCUUUGUAAAUUGUAAAUACUUGUGUUUUAUUUUUUUUUUCUGUUUUUCAGUUUUGUUUUUUGAUCGCAUGUCCCUGUAACACAACAAAAGAAAGGAAAUGCUAUCUCUAUGGCAACCAGAAA
Erpetoichthys calabaricus (reedfish) is the source of this 2733-nucleotide messenger RNA. It is a transcript of the gene notum1a, whose product is annotated as notum, palmitoleoyl-protein carboxylesterase a. Gene Ontology annotation, molecular function: hydrolase activity. The coding region runs from base 342 to 1880 and encodes 512 amino acids. The transcript has 11 exons. Lineage: Eukaryota; Metazoa; Chordata; Cladistia; Polypteriformes; Polypteridae. The record is from RefSeq and is a predicted model, not a curated record.